AUGGACCAGAUCAUCUUGACUGCCAUCACGCGGCACAUACAGGACAACCAGGUGAUCAGACCCAGUCAGCAUGGGUUUGUGAAAGGCAGAUCCUGCUUGACUGACCUGAUCUUCUUCUAUGAUAAGAAUGAAGAGGAUGAGGACCAGCCUCUCAGCCUGGCCUGGCCUGACACCCCACGCAAGCAGCUCACCUACCUUCUUGUAUUACCCAUUGCUUUUCCACUGUGGGCUUCCCUCCCGGAUGUCAGAAACCCUAGGUCAAGAAAAUUUUUUCCUAUCACAUUUUUUGGCUCUAUCAGCUGGAUUGCAUUUUUCUCUUACUUGAUGGUCUGGUGGGCACAUCAGGUUGGAGAGACCAUUGGUAUUAGUGAAGAAAUCAUGGGCUUGACUAUCCUAGCUGCUGGCACAUCCAUUCCUGACCUCAUUACCAGUGUUAUUGUAGCACGCAAAGGUCUGGGGGAUAUGGCUGUAUCCAGUUCUGUUGGAAGCAACAUAUUUGACAUCACAGUGGGCCUUCCUCUUCCAUGGCUCCUGUAUGCUGUGAUUAACAGCUUUGCCCCGGUGACAGUCAGCAGCAAUGGUCUGUUCUGUGCGAUUGUUCUCCUCUUCAUCAUGCUGCUCUUUGUCAUCCUCUCCAUCGCUUUCUGCAAGUGGAGAAUGAAUAAAAUCCUGGGCUUUCUCAUGUUUGGGCUUUAUUUUGUGUUCCUGAUUGUCAGUGUCCUCCUGGAGGACAAGGUGAUCCAGUGUCCUGUCUCCAUCUAGUGGAAAGUGCUGUUUCUC
Cariama cristata (Red-legged seriema) is the source of this 780-nucleotide messenger RNA. RefSeq names its product sodium/potassium/calcium exchanger 2-like. Bases 1 to 762 code for a protein of 253 amino acids. The record is from RefSeq and is a predicted model, not a curated record. The transcript has 5 exons. Gene Ontology annotation, cellular component: membrane. Gene Ontology annotation, molecular function: calcium, potassium:sodium antiporter activity; calcium channel activity. Gene Ontology annotation, biological process: intracellular calcium ion homeostasis; long-term synaptic depression; long-term synaptic potentiation. Lineage: Eukaryota; Metazoa; Chordata; Aves; Cariamiformes; Cariamidae.